Messenger RNA from Talaromyces marneffei, 1437 nucleotides. RefSeq lists its product as uncharacterized. Bases 1 to 1437 code for a protein of 478 amino acids. Lineage: Eukaryota; Fungi; Ascomycota; Eurotiomycetes; Eurotiales; Trichocomaceae. The transcript has 3 exons. The record is from RefSeq and is a predicted model, not a curated record.
AUGGCUGCAACAAAUGUUUUGACCGCUCCGUUGCUUCCAGAAGCUCCCAUCAUGAAUGAGACCCCUGGAGAAACGUACCGCUAUAUCCCUCAAGACCUCCCACCCAAGGCCCCUGAGGUAGCCUCAGUAGAAGUUCCACAAGAGAUGCCCCAAGAGGAUACCCAGGGAUCUUCACAACAAGAUCCAGAAGUCGUCGUAAUAGAGGCCGCUGCAGGAGUUGUUGAAGAAAAGUCACAAGAGUUGACCCAAGAAAUAAAACAAGAGGUGCCUCAAGAAGCUACCCAAGAAGUUCCCACUGAAGCAGUCAAAGUGGCUCCUCAGCAACCCCCAACCAACAAAAGCAAGCCUAUCAUCCCCAUCAAAUCAGACUUGGCUCCCUGUGAUCGCGUCGCCUUUGACCCAGCCAAGCAUAUUAAGUUUACACCUCCUUCGAAAGUGUGGACGAUGCAGGAGCUUGAUUACCCUGAAGGAAAAGGUAUCUCUCCCGUAGGUGUGUCGGAGCCUUUCCCUCUCUUCAGCGAGGAAGCAGUCAAGCAGAUGCGAGCGGAGAUCCUUGACGAAAAAGUCUGGGACAAGUACAAGUUUUCCAGUAACCUAUCUCAAUGCCAGCUGCGUGGGUUUGCUCCAGAAUGCGCACCAUUCAUUUACGACGCGUGGAAGAGCCCUGAAGUCCUAGAGAUCAUCUCCAAAAUUGCUGGCAUUGACCUAGUCCCUGUCAUGGACUGGGAGAUUGCUCACAUCAACAUUGCUGUUAAGAGCGAGGCAGAAAAGGCCAAGGAGCUGGAGAUUGUACACCGCAAUGCCGACGAAGGUGUUGCCGACUGUGCAUUGGAAGAAGAUGACAAGCCAGUUGUCGACUGGCACACUGACAGCUAUCCGUUUGUUUGUGUGACUAUGCUUUCCGACUGCACCGCUAUGGUUGGCGGUGAAACCAUGUUGCGUAAGGGUAACGGUGGUACUGUCAAAGUGCGCGGCCCUCAAAUGGGCUCCGCUGUCAUUCUCCAAGGACGUUAUAUCGAGCAUCAAGCCCUUCGUGCACUAGGUGCCGCCGAGCGUAUUACCUCCGUCACCUCCUUCCGCCCGAAAUCAGCGGCCGUUAAGGACGACACUGUCCUCCACACGGUGCGUGCUAUCUCUGACCUCAAGGAGCUCUACCACCAAUACGCCGAAUAUCGGUUUGAGAUUUUGCAAGAUCGCUUCCUGGACAUGGGUCGGAAGUUGAGGGAUCGCAAGCGGGCAAACCGUCUGUUUGAUACAGUAGCAACAAAGAGUUUCAUCCGGGAGCAGAUCGAGUUCCUCGAAGCUAUGGACCGCGAAAUAGUUCGGGACGAGUUGGUGCAGAGGGGAUACAUCGAUGAUAGCCAUCUGGUUUCUGACGAGACCAGACAGACUGGUAGGAGGAAAGGUGUAUACGUGGAGGAAACUGUUGCUGCAUAG